AGUUGCACGGUGAGGUGGGCGUGGCAGUUGGCGAGAGGAGGCGUGUCCUCAGCAGCAAUCACUAGUAGCGCCCGCUCGCCUGCGUGUCGGGGAAUUUGAAUGGCGAUAGUAAUUGUGCUGUGCGCGCUGUGUGCCCGGCAGUUGUAACGGCGCAGCAUCGCCACCGGCAUCUCCAACUCCUCAUCGUUACGGUGUUUACUUCACGCUCCGGACGUCAGAUAGAAUCACGUCACUGGAGAGCUCUGUGGGAGAGGGCGGUUAUCGGUCAUCUCCAUCUUAUACAUGCAAAAAAGUUUUGGAUAUUUGAUGCCCAGCCGUCGCAGCACUGUCCUAUCUCUUUAAGAUUAAUCAUUAUCUGAAACCAUGACAACUGAAGCAACUUCUGCAGUUGAAAUACAUGAUUCAAAAAAGUCUGAGAAUCAGAUUGUACAGUUGGAGACCUUGAAUGAGGAGGGUGGUCAGCAAGCAGAUGAAAACGGCGAGGCAACUACGGACCACAUCGAAAAUAAAGACCCCGGAGAGACAGGGCAAGCUAACAUAACUGAGUCCACAUCUCCUCCAACCAGUCCUGGAGAGAAAAGUCCAGGGAAGCAAAAAAGGGAAAAGGAGGUACAUGAAAGCAAAGGGAUUUCCCGCUUCCUAACACCGUGGCGCAAGAAACAAAAAUCCCAGAGCGAGGUUGAGCCAGCAGAGGAUAACAAAGAUGGCAUAGUUGAUUCAACUGAGGUAACAAAGGGAAAUGAAGGUGAAUUGAACAACACAGAUGAAAAGUCAAGUAAAGGUCAACAUGUGGAGGCCGAGGUAGAGAGCAGCAACGAAAAACAUGAUAUUAACAAUUCAGAGUUACAGUCUUCUAAAGAGGAGAGGAAAGAAGUAGAAACACAAACGCUUGAUGAAAAGGCAGGCAAACAAGUGGAGAAGGUGAUCAAAGAGAAUCAGAAUGUUGAAGCCAAGAAUGAAAGUACUCCUAAACCACCCAAAAAAGUGCAAACUGUACCAUGUAAGGUGACCUUGUUGGAUAAAACUGAAUACACCUAUGAUAUUGAGAAACGUGCAAAAGGGCAGACGCUAUUUCUCAAGGUCUGUGAGCAUCUCAACCUUCUGGAGACUGAUUAUUUUGGACUUCUCUAUCGUGACAGUUCUGAUCAUAAGAACUGGCUGGAUCCUGCAAAGGAAAUAAAGAGGCAAAUUAGAAGCUCCCCAUGGCAAUUUGUAUUUAGUGUAAAGUUCUAUCCACCGGAUCCUUCUCAGUUAACUGAAGACAUAACAAGAUAUUUCCUGUGCCUUCAGCUUCGUGAGGAUAUCGCUUCAGGGCGUCUGCCAUGUUCAUUUGUGACCCAUGCAGUCCUUGGUUCCCUUGUGCUGCAGGCUGAGCUGGGUGAUUAUGAUGCAGAUGAGCACAGUGCUGACUAUAUCAGUGAUUUUCAGUUUGCACCCUGUCAAACAAAGGAGCUGGAAGACAAAGUUAUGGAACUGCAUAAAACACACAGAGGGCUUACACCAGCACAAGCUGAUAUUCAUUACUUAGAAAAUGCCAAGAAGUUGUCAAUGUAUGGUGUAGAUUUGCAUCAUGCUAAGGACUCUGAAGGUGUGGAUAUCAUGCUUGGUGUUUGUGCUAAUGGACUACUCAUCUAUAAAGACAGACUUCGAAUUAAUCGUUUUGCUUGGCCCAAGAUUCUUAAAAUUUCUUACAAACGCAGCAAUUUUUUUAUUAAAGUGAGACCUGGUGAGACUGAACAAUUUGAGAGCACCAUUGGGUUCAAAUUGCCAAACCAUCGAGCAGCAAAGAGGUUGUGGAAAGUGUGUGUGGAACAUCAUACAUUUUACAGGCUCUCCUCACCAGAACAGCCGCCAAAGGCCAAGUUCUUGACUCUGGGAUCUAAGUUUCGUUACAGUGGCCGAACACAGGCACAAACACGUGAAGCAAGCACGAGAAUAGACAGGCCAGCUCCAUAUUUUGAACGCACCUCAAGCAAACGUGUUUCCAGGAGUCUUGAUGGAGCUCCAAUUGGAAGCAUUACAGACCAGAGCCUGCUGAAGGAAUUUCCAGUGUGUGAGGCAGGCAGUGCUGUAGAUGGUGUAGUCUCAGGCCCAGAGGCUGCAGCACUAGGUACUGUGGACGGAAUGCAAGCAACCAGCACUCCACUUGUACUCUCCAAUGAUGCAAAGCUGAGUCACCCAUCAUCACAAUCACCCAUUCACUGCACUCAUACCAUCUCCGCAAACCUGGCCUCCAUCCCUGAGAUGGACGUGUUUUCAGAUAUUUCUGAGGAUGAUGCAGCGGAGGAGGAACAGCAUGAAACCUCCUUUAGUAGUGGUGUUCUAGAUUUCAAAGAGUGUAGAACUAAUGAGAUGUUACCGGCCAAUGACUUGCCACCAAAAAUACUGGAAUCCACUGCCCAUGCAGGCAGCCAUUUUUCUCCCCUUACAGUGUACACAAAUCUUUCCUUUAACUAUAAAACAGCAGAAUGUGGCUUCUUUUCAUUCAGCUUUUGCAAAAUUUUCCCUCUGAAAUUCCCUUCCUUGCUUGAUGAGGAUGGCUACAUUAGUUUCCCUAGUCUCCCAGAGGUUUGCGUUUCUUUCCUCCCAUCAAGUCUCCAACGCUACGUUCUGCUUACGUCUCCUUCCUUCAUACCUUCUCUCCUCCUCAUAUUUGUGCUUCUCCUCUCUGCCUCCCAGUCUGUCCCAUUUUCAUUGACCCUUUCCCUUCCUCUUGCUCUGUCUCUCUGCUACCUGGAGCCUAAGGUGACUUCAUUGGGCUCCUUUUAUGACCCUGACCUAUCUGACAAAGCAGAGGAAGAGAGCAAGUGCUUGAGAAUACGAGGAGAAAAUAUUUAUGUGAGGCAUAGCAAUUUAAUGUUGGAGGAUCUGGAUAAAUCACCAGAUGAGAUAUUGAAACAUCAGGCUAGCAUUAGUGAGCUCAAGCGCAGUUUCAUGGAAUCCACACCUGAGCCGCGUCCCAACGAGUGGGAAAAACGCUGCAUCACUCCUUUAUCUCUUCAGACACAUGGGAGCCUAGAAGAAGAGAUUACAUCAAUUCUAUUUAGUAAAGAAAGCUUUUCUACCUUCUCUCCAUCUAAUCUACGGACAACAGAAGCCAAUAUUUUGAAUGAUAGCGUGCCCAUUGACACGCUUUGUGUUAAUCAUUCCCCACCACUGCCUGAGAAACUUUUACCCAGAACAAGAGGGAUGCGCACUGGACUGAGUGAUGCUCUUGAGAGCUCAGAUGAGAUACAGAACAUAGUGAAUGAGAAAAAACAGUCAGAUUCUGACACCAGAAACACCACUGUCACAGAAGAUACGGCAAUAAAUGGGGAUAUCGAGAAUCACAAAGAUAUUACUGAGCAGAUUGCAGAAGUCAAGGAUUUGGAUAAAAGUGACACACAGUCCUUAUCUUCAUAUGAUAGUAGUAGUGAAAGUGAUAAUGAAGAGGCAGAGUAUAAAGCUGAAGUCAGAUCAUCUGAACAUGUCCUACACGAAGAACCUGAAGAAACUGUACAAGAGCUACUGGAAACAAUGCCGGUCACCGAGUCUCAGAUCAUUGUAAGUGAGGACCAUACUGUCACUGUAACAGUAACACAGGUCCAGGAAGAGACUGCAGUUAUAUCCCAGGAAAUCAGAGUUACUACUCAUGGAAGUGGGGAGAAAAUAUUUCAGGAAGUACAUGAAGCUCUGGAAGGGAAACAGAACAAAAUGAAUGGAGAUGUAGCCCACGUUGAUGUUGAUGCUUCUGCUCAAAUUAUUUGUUGUUCUGAGCCUCCAGUGGUGAAAACAGAGAUGGUUACCAUUUCUGAUGCCACGCAAAGAACUGAAAUUGCCACAAAAGAAGUCCCAAUAGUUCAAACGGAGACAAAAACAAUUACCUUCGAAUCUGCCCAGGUGGAUGGUAGUGGAGACGGGGAACCUGGGAUCUUAUUGAGUGCUCAGACCAUCACAUCGGACUCUGUACUAACCACUACAACAACACACAUCACCAAGACUGGAAAAGGUGGAAUAUCUGAAACAAGAAUUGAAAAGCGUAUUGUCAUCAGUGGCGAUGCUGACAUUGACCAUGACGAGGCUUUAGCACAAGCAAUAAAGGAAGCCAAAGAGCAACACCCUGACAUGUCCAUUACUCGUGUGGUCGUCCACAAAGAGACAGAGGUCACUGAAGAAGGUGAAGAGGAUUAAUCAGAAUAACCAAUAUUGUUACAGUAUGAAGGAAUUUGAACCACACCAAGCAUGUCCUGCUGCUAAUGUUAUUACGAAUUCACCAGGAUUGGCAAGCAUGACGGGACACCUGAAGGUUAAGAUGCCAACGUCAACCUCAGCUUAACACCAGACUUGUGUUGUCCCACUUUUCUGCUUGUUACGUUUUUAUAACCACUUCCUAACAUCCAUAGCUUUCUAGUAGAGUCUUGUUUGCACAGCUACUUGCUAUUUUUGAAAUUCUUGGUUAUAUGUUUGUGAACCAUAACCGUUUAUAAGACAGACACCCUGAACCAAGGAUGCUGAGAUCUUUGUAACUAAUAUAGGGUUUUUGUUCUGUUUUUGUAAUUGUUUUCUUUUUGUUUGUUUUUUACUAUUGUCUUAAUGAAAUCCUCUUUGUGGGGUCAGCUACACAGAAUAUUCAGGUGAAUUUAUGGUUUAGACUGAAAACCUUUUUGUACACAUUUCUUACAUUUUCAAAUCAGUUUCACUCUCAAUGUGUUUUUCUACCAAGAGUAGUAUUUUAAGGCUUUGUUUAGUAAUGGCAAAACUAAAUACGGUAGAUAUCAUCAAAAUGGAUGCAGUAUGUUUGGGGGAAUGGGGGAGGGGGGUUAAGUCUCCUGUGGAAGGAUUUCCAGCUGAUUUUUAAAAUAUGUGAGAGGCUUUUAAUGCUGCGUAGUAGUGAAUAGACCAGCAAGGGGAAUUAGCCAUCCAGUGCAUCUGUAAUGUGGCUUCCCUUUUAAUCCUGAACUGCUAGCAGUAAAACUAUAUCUGACUGUUAUAUCUGAGAAAGGAAACUAAAACACAGAACAUUCCAGGAAGGAUAACACAGAAAUGUACAUCUUUCCAAAAUAAGAAACUAAACACUCUUUGGCAGCUUAAGCAACAUUGUGCUUUUUGUCAGUGUUUCCAUACCUUAGACAUUUGUUAUAAAUUCACAUAUGUAAAACACUUGCUUUUUAUGUCUGUCUAUAUGUUAAAUCUGACAUGACGACAGGUAAAUUGAUGUCUGUUUCAUAUAUUCUGUAAUGAUUUAUACAGGUUGUAGGAUGCAGAAAGGUGUUUUACUUUCUACAAUUCGCCAAUGAUGACACGACCCUUGGUUACCACUAGCAAACGUUUAUUGAGUUGUCUCUUUACUGUCUCAUUGACUUUGUAUAGUUAAAUUGCCACGUUAGAUUUAUAGCCGCUUCAAGUUGUAUUAAGAAUAUUUUGUUAUCUGUAAUACUGUUAAAAAUAAAGUUUGUUUAUUCUAUUGAA
Molecule: messenger RNA, 5448 nt
Organism: Pseudophryne corroboree (corroboree frog)
Lineage: Eukaryota; Metazoa; Chordata; Amphibia; Anura; Myobatrachidae
Gene: EPB41L2
Product: erythrocyte membrane protein band 4.1 like 2
Exons: 24
Coding region: 364-4170 (1268 amino acids)
Biological process (GO): cortical actin cytoskeleton organization
Cellular component (GO): plasma membrane; cytoskeleton
Molecular function (GO): structural molecule activity; actin binding
Source: RefSeq, a predicted model, not a curated record